AUGCAACAAAAACUUAAACAAAAAAAAAUUGAUGAAGAUGCAUUAAAGUUUCGAAGUACAGGUGUUGCACUUCCAGUAAAUGAAAAUGAAGAUCCAAAUGCAUCAGAUGAUCUGAACGUGUCAGAUGAUGAAUCAUCAAGUGAAUUUAUUGAAACAGAUGCUAAUGUUCAAACUGAAAGUAAUUGGAGAAGUGUAGUGUCAAGAUGGAUUAAUAUGUUAGAAGAUGAAUCAAAUGAAGAAUAUGAUAAUGAUAAUGAAAGUGAUAGUAAUGAUGAUGAUGAAGAACUUGAAAUUAAUGUUACAAAUAUAUCAAAUUUGCCUCAUCCUGCUAGAGAUCAAAAUUCUAAAUGGAAACUUCAAGAUAUUUUUAUUGAAAGUUUAGGGGAACCCAAUUAUUUGUCAGCUUUUAUUUUAGGUAACAAUUAA
Messenger RNA from Rhizophagus irregularis DAOM 181602=DAOM 197198, 426 nucleotides. RefSeq lists its product as uncharacterized. Lineage: Eukaryota; Fungi; Glomeromycota; Glomeromycetes; Glomerales; Glomeraceae. The record is from RefSeq and is a predicted model, not a curated record.